This is a messenger RNA of Talaromyces atroroseus, 1959 nucleotides long. RefSeq lists its product as hypothetical. The record is from RefSeq and is a predicted model, not a curated record. The coding region runs from base 1 to 1959 and encodes 652 amino acids. Gene Ontology annotation, biological process: regulation of alternative mRNA splicing, via spliceosome; mRNA splicing, via spliceosome. Gene Ontology annotation, cellular component: nucleoplasm. The transcript has 4 exons. Lineage: Eukaryota; Fungi; Ascomycota; Eurotiomycetes; Eurotiales; Trichocomaceae. Gene Ontology annotation, molecular function: mRNA binding; N6-methyladenosine-containing RNA reader activity.
AUGGGUGAUGUCGAUGUUCCUCCAGACCACUCUCAGGCCUCUAAAGAUGGGGUGACCGAGGAUAUCAUGCCAUCAGGACAGGGCCCUUCAGAUCAUUCUUCUCCGGAUUCGAGAAAGCCGCUCAUCAAACCACCCACCCAGCCGCUAGAAUCUUCACAUAUAGCCACUCGACCACAUUCUGAGCGUCGAUCAGCACCGCAUGGAUAUCCUGGACCUGGGAGUCAUAGAGCGUUACGAACGGCACUUAACAUGGCUGACAUGACUUCUGCAUUGCCUUGUUACCAGGCUUCCGCACGACCUUUCUCUCAACAGAACGUACACCAGCAAUUUAUCCAUACACAUCAACCGCAAGGGAUUAUAUACCCGGUUCAUCAGAUGCCGUAUCUCAAUCAAAAUGCCUCCGGGGGCACGAUGUAUAACCCGCCCUACUCGCCGCCGUAUCACAAUCCAUACAUACAGCAACAGUCGCAGCUUCAAUUAGGCUACUCGCCAUACCAUGGCUCCCAUAAUCAUCAAAUUGGUGCCGCCAUGCCCCCGCAGUCAUCUGCAUUCAAUACCGUAUACUUCACACAAAACCCGUAUGGCCCAAGUUAUGGAGAAAUGCAAGCAACAGUUAAUAUUCGAAUGGAGGGACAACCAAAUCUUACGAAUGCUGAAUAUCGCCGAUCCCAGCAGUUUCAGCCUUCCAACACGAAAGAGUCAGAGAAGAGGAAAAGCCCAGCACAUUAUGAUGUGUCUCAAACAAUUGUUGAUGGGUCGUCGUCCAUGAAACAGCCUCGGGCGUCUGUUGUCUCAGUAUCAGCACGGUUGCCACUUGUAACCAUAUCUAACACACCACCGCGAGGGCCACCAAGGAAGCCAAAACAGUCCGGUCACGCUUUGUGGGUAGGAAAUCUUCCCCCAUCGACAAACGUCGUUGACCUCAAGGAUCACUUUUCCAGAGAUGCAACGAGCGACAUCGAGAGUGUGUUUUUGAUAUCGAAGAGUAACUGUGCCUUUGUGAAUUAUAAAACCGAAGCUGCCUGUGCGGCAGCAGUUGCGAGGUUUCAUGAUUCGAACUUUCAGGGUGUGAGAUUGGUGUGUCGGUCACGUAGAGGUGCAGGUGCAGGUUCGGGUCAGAAUAACCCCCCAUCAGCUCGGCCGGGUGACGAAGGACAAGCUCCAAGCGAGGAUGAGGAUAUGGCGACAAAACUUGUAGAAGAGCCGCAUGCAGGCCACGCUCAUCGGCCGUCAAGAGUUCCCGAGAGGUUUUUCAUCGUCAAGAGCCUCACAGUGGAGGAUCUGGAAUUAAGUCGCAGGAGUGGUAUCUGGGCAACACAGACUCACAAUGAAGCUGCUUUGAAUCAAGCGUACGAGUCUGCGGACAAUGUGUACUUGAUAUUCUCAGCCAAUAAAUCUGGAGAAUAUUUUGGCUAUGCCCGAAUGGCCUCUGCCAUCGCCGAUGAUGAGACUCUCGCUCUUGAAGUUCCUCCACGACCAGAGAAUCCUUCGGCGGAAGCAGACGAUCUUGAUGUGAUGUCUACUGAGGCGACGACAACGGCUCCAAAGGGACGGAUUAUCGAUGACUCGGCACGGGGGACCAUAUUUUGGGAGGCGGAUUCGUCUGAGGAUGACGGUGAUAGUAAGGAGGACGAUAGCGAAAACGAGGAAAACGAGGAAAACGGUGAAGACGAGGUGGACGACGAUACUGCUAGGAGCGAAAGAAGCACCGCGGAGUUAGGUGGAGAAGACGCCAAUUCUGGGGGUCAGACAUUCGGAAAGCCUUUUCGGAUCGAAUGGAUGUCGACCGAGCGAGUUCCCUUCUAUCGGACGCGAGGGCUGCGCAACCCUUGGAAUUCCAAUCGCGAGGUCAAGAUUGCUCGCGAUGGCACUGAGAUCGAGCCCAGCGUAGGGAGGAAGCUGACUCAGCUCUUUCAUGUCCCAUCCAACGUGAUAUCCAGUUUUCAGCGGCCUUAUUGA